Molecule: messenger RNA, 495 nt
Organism: Fraxinus pennsylvanica
Lineage: Eukaryota; Viridiplantae; Streptophyta; Magnoliopsida; Lamiales; Oleaceae
Source: the annotation of a GenBank genome assembly
AUGAAUGAGAAAGAUUAUCAAAGAAAAAAGAACAAAUUUCUUCCAAAGAUACAUGCUUGGGUGCAGGAGCAUGGUGGUGAAACAAUAAUCCCUUUCAGCUGUGCUUUAGAGAGAAAUCUUGCUGACAUGCCCCCAGAUGAAGCUGGCAAAUAUUGCGAGGAGAACAAAGUACAAAGUGCGCUUCCGAAGAUCAUAAAGACUGGAUUCUCAGCCAUUAACCUCAUAUACUUCUUCACGGCAGGACCAGAUGAGGUGAAGUGCUGGCAAAUUCGUCGACAGACAAAAGCUCCUCAAGCUGCAGGGACAAUUCAUACUGAUUUUGAAAGAGGGUUCAUUUGUGCCGAGGUCAUGAAAUUUGAUGAUUUAAAGGAACUCGGCAGUGAGGCAGCCGUAAAGGCUGCUGGGAAGUACAAACAGGAGGGGAAGACGUAUGUUGUCCAGGACGGAGACAUAAUAUUCUUCAAAUUUAACGUCUCUGGGGGCGGGAAGAAGUGA